AGGCGGUAGCGGAUGGGUAACUGCUAGUUAGUUUGUGCUCGGGUUUAUUGUUAAGGUUGUAUGGAUUAGCACUGCGGGUCUCUUUCCAUUUUCAUAACACAAACAGUAGCAUUAAUGCUGAGUUAAUACUUCUAGAGUUGUAUGAAGAAAAUAACCAAAAAAUGAGAGAACAACAAUGAACGAGACAGACAGAAAAACAACGUGGAUCCAGCAAAACUAGGAACACGCCCACCUUCACAUAACCUGCCGAGCCUGUGACCCCACCCACCCCGUGACCUCAUCAUGUCGAACUCGGUGGCCACCCUGGUGGCUCAAACAGACCUCUUACCCUCUCAGUCCUCAGGCUCUCUCUCGCCCUUUCCAUCCCUGCUGGGUUCGGGGGAGGAGGACGGAGAGAGGGGUGAGGAUGAGGAGGAGGAGGAGGAGGGUGAGAAGGACAUGGUGGAGGGAGGGGAGGAGGUGGUGUUGGAGAUGAUGACCUCCGCCGUGACCUCCACGUCGCAGCACCAGGAGAACCCCGACCACCCCUUCCAGUGCCCGGACUGUGGCAAGAGCUUCAAGUGGUCGUCCAGGCUGACCCACCACCAGCGCAGCCACAACAACGAGAGGCCUUACCGUUGCAACCUCUGCCCCAAGGCCUUCAAAGGCUCCUCUGCUCUGCUCUACCAUCAGAGAUCUCACUCAGGAGACAAACCCUACAAGUGUGAUGACUGUGGCAAAGCCUUCAAGCGUUCCUCCCUGCUUCAGGUUCACAGCAGCGUCCACACUGGGCUGCGGGCCUUCCAGUGCCCCUACUGCCCGCUCACCUUCAAGUGGAGCUCCCACUACCAGUACCACCUGCGCCAGCACACGGGCGAGUGCCCCUACAUCUGCGACAGCUGCCCCAAAGCCUUCAAGAACUCCAGCAGCCUGCGGCGACACAAGAACGUCCACCUGGGCCUGAAGCCCUACAUCUGCACCGUGUGCCACAAGGCCUUCACCCAGUCCACCAACCUGAGGCAGCACAUGAGGAUCCACACAGGGGAGAGGCCGUACGUGUGCGGGGACUGCGGACGCAGCUUCACGCACUCGUCCAACCUGGCCCUGCACAGGAACUCCCACGCCCACACCUCGGAGGGGAAGGGAGGGGCCCAGCCCGGCGGAGCGGGGGCGGACGGCGGGGGGAAGGUGGAGGUGGAGGUCAUGGUGGGCUCGGAGGAAGUGACGUCGUCCAUGCUGACGGAGAUGGUGGGCUUCGUGAGCCAGGAGGGGGCGGUGGGGGUGGAGGAGGUGUUCCUGUCGCACCACCACCACGGGCCGUCGCCGGGCCAGGCCCUCCUCCCCCGGCUCACCCUCGCCCACGGCAGGGAGGGGGUCUGCACGUCCCGGGCCAUCGGCACGGAGGUGCACGUCAGCACGGACACGGGCGCCAGCGUGCUGCUCUACAGCUGCGGCAGCUGCAGCCAGACCUUCGGCACGUGCAGCGAGCUGGAGGACCACCAGGGCAUGCACACAGCCCCGGGGGAGGAGGGCCACGGGCAGGCGGGGCCGGGGGGAGACGGCGGGGUGGGCGUGGGGCUGGUGGGGGCCGGGCACCUGCUGGCCGACUUCGAGGAGGUGGUGGAGACCACCACGGUGUCGGAGAACGGGCACACUGCGGCGGAGCUGCUGGGGCUGACGGAGGGCAUGGACGGAGGGACCGUGGAGACCACCCAGGCCCAGUUCGACCUGCUCCAGAGCUUCACUGCAGCCGUGGCCCAGAUACCAGCCGAGGGGGCGGAGCCAGCGGGCGUCACCGUGGCGACCGGGGGGGUCACGCCGUGCGCCUACUGCAGCAAGAGCUUCAAGACGAGCGGAGGCCUGAACAGACACCUGGCACAGGCCCACCCUCCCGCGCCACCCCAGUCCCGCUCCCAGUUCAGCUGCUCCGCCUGCGACCGCUCCUUCCCCCUGCUCUCCUCCCUCCUCACCCACCAGCACUCCCACACGCCGGAACAGCGCCUGCUGGCCGAGGCGGAGGCCGAGAUCGUGUGCCCCCCCUCGCUGUCCCUGUCCCUGCCCCUGCCCUCCUCCCCCGGCCAGGCGGACAAGCAGGGCGACGGCCCGGGGGAGAUCCACGUCAGCCUGAUCACCGUCACCCAGGAGGAGGAGGACGAGGAGGGGCGGGCGGAGCGCGACCAGGCCAAGCCCCCCACGCGCUCCGUGGGGAAGGGCCAGAGGAGAGGGGGCAAGGCCGCUGCCGCCGCCGCCGGGGGAAACAACGAGAGACCUUAUCGCUGCUCGGAGUGUGAGAAGUCCUUCAAGGGUUCGUCCGGGCUGAGGUACCACAUGAGAGACCACACGGGGGAGAGACCCUACCGCUGCACCGAGUGCGGCAAGAGCUUCAAGAGGUCGUCUCUCCUCUCCAUACACCAGAGGGUGCACACAGGUGUGCGGGCCUUCCAGUGCCCCUACUGCCCGCUCACCUUCAAGUGGAGCUCCCACUACCAGUACCACCUGCGCCAGCACACGGGCGAGCGGCCGUACGUGUGCAAGGAGUGCGGCAAGUCCUUCAAGAACACCAGCUGCCUGCGCCGGCACAGCCAGAUGCACUCGGGCCUCAGGCCCCACACCUGCACGGUGUGCUCCAAGUCCUUCUCCCAGACCUCCAACCUCAAACAGCAUGAACGCACACACUCUGGAGAGAGGCCCUUCCAGUGCUCCCAGUGCCACAAGACCUUCACGCACUCCUCCAACCUCCAGCUCCACCUGCGCACACACUCGUCGCGCAAGGACUACAAGUGCCCGUACUGCAGCAAGGAGUUUGUGAUGCACUCCUACCUGCAGAGGCACAUCCGCACGCACGCCAACGGCACGGCCGUCAUGUCCGGGGGCGGGGCCAAGGAGGCGGACGCCGCGGGGGGGAAGGGGGCCGCGGGGGGGGUGACCACCGCGACCCUCCUGAACCCCAUCACCUUGGAGACCAGCGGGAACCCCGGGAGUCUGAUCGUGUCCCAGCCGGCGCUCGACAUCCCCCUGAACACGUCGCAGAACUACUUCAUGAUCCAGACAGCCAGCGGCCUCCAGCUCAUCCCCCUGUCAGCGCCCACCCCGGCCCCGCCCCCUCCCCCACCCCAGACCCAGAACUACAUCGUCCUCCAGUGCCCGUCCAGUAACGGCAGCCAGCCCAGUUUGAUCCUUGUUCCCGCGGCGACCAACCCCGCCCCUUCCACCUCGGAGCACCAGGCUCUCCCAUUGGUCCAGACCAUCCCGGCGCUCCAGCCGGUUCUCGGCCCCGCCCAGGCGCAGAUCCCUCACUUCCAGACGGUGACCCAGCAACAGCAGCCGACCAGAUUCAUCAUCACCAACAACAACAGCGGCGGCGGCAACGCUCCGAUCGCCACGACGACACACACCCUUUCCUCCAACUCCCUGCUGAGCAAGCCCAUACUGGGGAGGAGCACAAGGACAGCCAGGACGAGGCGCGGACGCAAGCCUAAAGCUGCCUCCCUGAAGGCAGCAGCUGCCUCCACUAACCCGCCUGGGCCCGGGACCAGCCUGACUGCCUCUACUGCCUCUACGGUCACCUCAACGACCACCGCUGCUGCUAACGCCACGACGUCCUCCGUCUCCAGGUCACCGCCUGUGUCCCUCCCCUCCGCCCCCCUGCCUGUUUACCAUUCUACCUCCACCGCCUCUUCCCUGCCCACGAUGGUCACUGUCACCGCGCCCGUCGCCACGACCACCCGGGCCUCGCUCUCUCCCCCUGACGGGGCCGCUCCGGGCGGGGACUCCUGUGCCCCUCUGGAGGAGGGUCAGGGGGGCGGGGCCGUGGGCAUGGCCGGGAAGCAGUACGUGUUGUGCUUUGAGAAGGACGAGGGGAGGAGGGAGCGGGUGCAGAUCGAGGGGGAGGGGGGGGAGUCUUACGAGGUGGUGUUUGAGCUGGGGGAAGAGACCAAGAUGGAGCAGGGCCCUGGGGAGAGCAUGCAGAUGAUAGCCCUAAUCGAGGGGGAGGGAGGAGGGGAAGGGGUUAGUUACAGUACUCCUGGAGGGGAGGGGAGGGACGGCGGAGGGGGGAUGGAAGGAAUCUACCAAAUCGAGGGAGAGGAGGGGAUCGUAAUCAUCGAAGUCAGCACCAGCCACCUGAGAGAUGGAGGGAUGCAGCGAGGAGAGGAAGGGGCCCCGGAGAGGAGCGAGUUAAAGGCAGAGGGGGGUGGAGGAGCUGAGAUGAGGCCCGACAAGAAGCAGAAAUCCGCAGAGGGGGCGGGCGAAGCCUCUGAGAACCCACCCACCAACGGCCCCACACACAGCUCUCCACUCAUGCCGUUAACUAACUGA
Molecule: messenger RNA, 4296 nt
Organism: Osmerus eperlanus (European smelt)
Lineage: Eukaryota; Metazoa; Chordata; Actinopteri; Osmeriformes; Osmeridae
Gene: znf628
Product: zinc finger protein 628
Exons: 10
Coding region: 283-4296 (1337 amino acids)
Biological process (GO): regulation of transcription by RNA polymerase II
Cellular component (GO): chromatin; PcG protein complex; transcription regulator complex
Molecular function (GO): DNA-binding transcription factor activity, RNA polymerase II-specific; RNA polymerase II cis-regulatory region sequence-specific DNA binding
Source: RefSeq, a predicted model, not a curated record